UUGAAAAUCUAUCGUCUAAAUUAUUAGGUAACUAAAACCCAAAUUACCUGCUAGUUUGCUACCUGUCAUUCGAUCAUAAUGUCAUUGUCACUUGUCGGAAGUUGGAAAGCUCGAAGACUUCAGAAAAUAAACCGAACCAUAAAAAAUCUAUUAAAAAGGUGGCAAAUAACCAACCAACUGAAACAUAUGCUUCCAAUAAUAAUAAAUGAACUCGUUUAAAUUGAUAAAAAUCACAAAAUACUAGUGCUAAAACUGUAAACUAUAGUUGCUACGUAUAAAAAUGACGGAUAUGAACGAAAAGAGGUUAGAAGAGCGAACAACCAGGGCCGAAAAAGAAGCCCGGGCUAUCGAAGAAGAGCUAGAGAAAUUAAGUAAAGGUGAUCUUAGCUAUGUCGGGAAUCCAGAAUUGGAUAAGCUGCUGACCGAAAACGAAAAGCUCAAACAUCGUCUCGCUAUUCUUGAAAAUGCCAUAAAAGUAGAGACCGAAUCUUCAGCGGCGAUCAAGAAAGAAGCUAAAAAACGCACAUUACCAAUGCUUGUAACAGAUACUAAGUCUGUUGAAAGUAAUUUUUGCAUAUUAGAAGAACUGAAAAAUCUUUUUGAAGUUGCCAUUACCAAUGCCUAUCCAGAUUUAGAGAAUCCACCCAUCGCACUGACGUUGUCAGGUAACAAUCCUAAAUUUGGAGAUUAUCAAUGUAAUUCUGCCAUGGCCAUAGCUCAGUUAUUGAAGGCUAACAAUGUAAAGACAAAUCCCCGAGAAGUAGCUAAUAACAUACUAAACAAAACUCCAACAUCACCAAUAGUGCAAAGAAUUGAAGUAGCUGGAGCAGGUUUCUUAAAUAUUCACUUGAAUAAAGAAUUUGUUGAACAUGUUUUAAGUAGUAUUUUAAAAUCAGGCAUCCAACCACCUGCAGUAAAGAAAGAAAAAGUUAUUGUAGACUUUUCAUCACCAAAUAUUGCAAAAGAAAUGCAUGUUGGCCAUUUAAGGUCUACCAUCAUCGGUGACAGUAUUUGUAGAGUGUUGGAAUUUUUAAAUAAUGAUGUGGUUAGGUUGAACCAUUUGGGUGACUGGGGCACUCAGUUUGGAAUGUUGAUUGCUCAUUUACAAGAUAAGUAUCCAGAUUUUAAAACAAAAUCACCCCCAAUAUCUGAUUUACAAGCAUUUUAUAAAGAGUCAAAGAAGAGAUUUGAUGAAGAUGAAGAAUUUAAAAAGCGAGCCUAUUCAUGUGUAGUACAGCUGCAGUCUCAUCAACCAGAUUACAUUGCAGCAUGGAAAUUGAUCUGUGAAGUAUCUCGCCAAGAAUUUCAGAAGAUCUAUGAUCGGCUUGAUAUCAAAAUCAUAGACAGAGGUGAAUCAUUUUAUCAAGACCGAAUGGAUGCUGUUGUACAGUUCUUAAAAGGAAAGGGCUUCUUAGAGGAAGAUGAAGGAAGACUUAUUAUGUGGGGUAGUGAAAAACGUGAAGGUAUACCGUUGACAGUUGUAAAAUCUGAUGGAGGUUACACAUAUGAUACAUCUGAUAUGGCUGCUAUAAAGCACAGGGUUGAUGAGGAGAAAGCUAACCGUUUCAUUUAUGUUACUGAUGUAGGCCAAUACACUCAUUUUAUGACCAUAGAUGCCUGUGCAAGACGAGCUGGUAUUCUCAAAGAUGACCAGAGAGUUGAGCAUGUUGGAUUUGGUGUUGUUUUGGGAGAAGAUAAGAAAAAAUUUAAAACUAGGUCUGGUGAUACCAUAAAACUCAUAGAGUUAUUGGAUGAAGGCCUGAAAAGGUCUUUAGACAAGCUAGUUGAAAAGGGGCGUGAUAAAGUGCUUAGUUCUGAGGAACUCAAGAGAGCUCAGGAAGCUGUGGCUUAUGGCUGUAUCAAGUAUGCAGAUCUAUCGCACAACCGAAUUAAUGAUUAUAUAUUUUCAUUUGACAAAAUGCUCGACGACAAGGGCAAUACUGCUGUCUAUUUAUUGUAUGCAUUAACUCGCAUUAGAUCGAUUGCAAGGAAUGCUCAGAUAUCAUUAGAUUCAUUAUUGGCAGAAGUCGAUAGGAUUGGAUUAAAACUCACACAUGAAUCAGAGUGGAAGCUUGGAAAAACCCUGCUUAGGUUCCCUGAAGUCAUAUUGAAAGUAUCUGGUGAUUUGUACUUACAUAGUUUAUGUGAAUAUUUGUAUGAAAUAUCCUCUGCUUUCACAGAAUUUUAUGAUAAGUGCUUCUGUAUUGAAAAGGAUAAGGAAGGAAAGAUUGUCAAGAUAAUUUAUGAAAGAUUAAUGCUAUGCGAAAUCACAGCAAGAGUAAUGGAAAAAUCACUAGAAAUUUUAGGAAUCAAAACUGUAUCAAAAAUGUAGUGUUUGUUAAAUUUUAAUAGUUGUGUUUUAAAUUUACUAUUUAAAUACCAAGUCAUUAUUAAUUUGUUGUAAUUAUUAAUCAACAUUGAUUGUAAUCAACAAUAAAACAGCAAUUUGUUU
Molecule: messenger RNA, 2452 nt
Organism: Bombyx mandarina (wild silkworm)
Lineage: Eukaryota; Metazoa; Arthropoda; Insecta; Lepidoptera; Bombycidae
Gene: ArgRS
Product: arginine--tRNA ligase-like protein
Biological process (GO): arginyl-tRNA aminoacylation
Cellular component (GO): cytoplasm
Molecular function (GO): arginine-tRNA ligase activity; ATP binding
Source: RefSeq, a predicted model, not a curated record